AAUUCUUCUAAAACCACUGUAAAACAAGAGAGAGAGAGAGAUGGAGAAUUAUCCUUAUAAUUCUUAUCCAGAUUCCGGCGACUCAUCGCCGCGAUCCAGAGAGAUCGAGUUUGAGAAUCCGCCGCCGUGGGAGGAUCCAUCUCAGCAGCAACAAAGUUACAAGGCUAAGUUCAUGUGCAGCUAUGGUGGAAAAAUCCAUCCUCGGCCUCAUGAUAAUCAGCUAUCUUACAUCGGCGGUGAGACGAAGAUCCUGUCCGUUGAUCGGAACAUCAAAUUCUCCUCCAUGAUCGCUAAGCUCUCCGCUUUGUGCGGAGGUGGCGACGGCGACGUUUCGUUCAAGUACCAGCUCCCCGGCGAAGACCUCGACUCGCUUAUUUCUGUUACCAACGAUGAUGAUCUCGAACACAUGAUGCACGAAUACGAUCGGCUUUAUCGAGCCUCGGCUAAGCCGGCGAGGAUGCGGCUUUUCGUGUUUCCGGCGACUGGUUCCGUGAAUUUCGGGAGAGAAGGAUCGAAACUGGACCGCGAACGGUUCGUUGAUGCUUUGAAUUCAGGUCCGACUCACGGUGGUGAAAAAGCCGCUACGAUCCCCCAAAGCAAAGUCGAUUUCUUGUUUGGACUUGAAAAGGGGAUGGCUCCACCUCCGCCGGUCAAAAUCCGCGAUCAUGUGGGGGAACCGGUGAUUACGCCGCCGCCUCCGGUUCCGGAAAUCCUGGGGACAGAUUAUAGUUUGAAUCCAGGUGAAAUUCAAAGACAAAUACAAGACCUGCAGAGGCUUCAAAUUCGUGAUCAAGAACAGAUGUAUAGGAAGAAAGCUGAAGACGCCGCUGCUUCUAUGCCUUACACAGGAGAAUACUACGCCCAGAAGUUACCAGAAAAAGUGCCGCCGAUGACCGUACAACAGCACGCUCCGGUGACGGCUGGAUACUGGCCGGAUAAACAUAUUUCCUCCGGGAGUUUCCAAACAACCAUAACGGCAGCUCCAGGCCCACCACAUCCGGCGGAUAAUCCAGUUUACAUGAUCCCGGCACCAGUUCCAGGACAAGCUCCGGCCACCCUCUACCACGCACCACCACCAGUUCCCGCUCCAGCACCGGCACCUGCACCACCCCAAAUGGUUCGACCGGUAACCGGACAAGCCGGUCAAGGCUACUACACCAACGUACUACAGAGAAUGCCACAAGAAGUUUACCGGGAUCAACCGAUCUACAACAUGGUGUCGCAACAACCGCCACCUCAACAACCUCCGCCGCCUACGCAACACCACCCCGUGUCGACCAUACCACAUCAGGCGGUGAGGUCGCCGAGCGGUGGGGUGACAGAUGCUGCAUACACACACGCGGCAGCGUACGAUAGGCCAAAUUACUAUACUUCGCCGGGGGCCGUCGUGCCACCUCAGUAUCAAGGCGUCGGCGUGGCUGUUAGUGGUGAAAAACGGGGCACCGCCGACAACAGUAAAGUGGUAUACAAAGUUUCACAAGGUUCAGUUUAAUUAAACUUUAAUUAUGAUAGAAUUUGCGCUUAUAUAUAUAUAUAUAUAUAUUAGUUUUAAAUUGCUAUUAUGUAUUACUAUGUGAAGUCUAAAUCAAAAUCUUAGUACUUAACCUUUUUAUGUUUUUACGCUAUAUGAAAUUAUGAGUUUGUGUUGAU
Hibiscus syriacus is the source of this 1650-nucleotide messenger RNA. Its product is annotated as leucine-rich repeat extensin-like protein 2. NCBI's taxonomy places the organism in Eukaryota, Viridiplantae, Streptophyta, Magnoliopsida, Malvales, Malvaceae. The coding region runs from base 41 to 1492 and encodes 483 amino acids. Gene Ontology annotation, molecular function: protein binding. The record is from RefSeq and is a predicted model, not a curated record. The transcript has a single exon.